Molecule: messenger RNA, 1777 nt
Organism: Mus musculus (house mouse)
Lineage: Eukaryota; Metazoa; Chordata; Mammalia; Rodentia; Muridae
Gene: Fbxw23
Product: F-box and WD-40 domain protein 23
Exons: 10
Coding region: 403-1701 (432 amino acids)
Source: RefSeq, a predicted model, not a curated record
GAAGUACUUGUACUACCCCUUUUACUUGUACAUUUCCACUGCCCCACCCCUCCUGCUGAGGAGUACUUCCCCUUUUGCUUGUGCAUUUAAGCCUUGAGCCUUGCUGAAUACAGUGACACCUUGAUGCUAAUCAGACUGAUCUCCGCGUGUCGUUCCUCGCACUGGGUGUCUGUCUCUCCCUCCCCCGAUUUGGUUCUUAGGAGAAGGGCCGCUCGAGACCCUCGAAUAACUGGACCUGCUGGACGGAUCAAGUGGCGCCAGAUGUGGGGCACGAGGUACGACCACCCUCUGGACAACGGAUUUGAGAGGUACCACGCAGACAGUGAGACAGUUCCCCGCCACUUUGCUUGAGUGUCUCGGACAUCGAGAGCAAACAGAAGUCGAUCUCUGGUGCUUCUCAAGAUGAGCAGGAAGUUGUGUCAGAAGAGAUGGCUCUACUGUGACAUGGUCACCCUACAGCUCCAUGGCAAAGAGACAUGGAAAGAGUUCUUCAUUUACAGAACAUGGCAAGAACACGCCAAGUCCCGGGCAAAGCCAGAAGAUUUCACUUACAAGGAAAUUCCUGUGGAGUUUGGUAUAAGCUUGGGUACUCUAGAAGAGAUACCCCCUUGGUUUUUCCCAGUGUGUGCAGUCCUUCAUUCUCAUUUGAUAAGAGGAAGGGAAAUUAAGAAGGUGUUCCAGUCUGGACAAGGCUGCAAAAUAAAGCUGGGUGCUAUGACCUGGGAAAGCCCAGUACAGGAAUCCUAUAUUGAGCUGAUGACUACCCUCCCUGAGAUGCACAUUGUGAUCACUGUAGAUAUAAGCUCAACUAUCAAACUGUGGGACUGUCACAACAGUGAUGCUCUGGCAACUAAGAGCAUUUUCUCUCUGUGUCAAAUACUGAAAGCUGUGUUUACAAAGGAUGGCCCAAUUGUCUUGGUAGGUGAUACCUCGGGAAACCUCUACAUCUUUAGGAUUCCCGACUUAUACCCCAUUUCCAGAUUCAAUGUAUUCCCAUACGCUUUUGAUGAACUCCGGUGCUCUCCUCAGAAGAAAUCGGUCUUUCUGAAUUUAGGAAACCCACACGUCUUGACAAAGGUCGUUUACAUGAACAGCUUACUGAGGCCAUCAGAAUUCUCUGCGCCAGUGUCUACCAUUCUCAAAUUUCCAUUAUGCCAAGGAGCAAUGGGGUCCUUCUGGACCCCAAGAAGGGAAGACAGGAUAACCUUGAUGUCCAGAAAAAUAUUCUCAAACUCCACAAAAUUUGACACAUUUGAUAUGAAGCUGGAAGAGAUCGGGAACAAAGUAACUAUUCAAGGACAUUUGGUAGCAAGUUUCUCUUUGCAAGACUGCAAGGAGCACGCAGAAUGGAUGGGAGUCAGUGAAAAGGACACGAUUGUUUGUUCAACUGGAUCCUCUCUCUUGCUCUUCGACAUGAAUGGUCUCCAUCUGCAGACAUUUCAGUACUGCUCAGAACAGAUCUUGAGACUAUGGGUGGACCCUGUUCAUGUCAUUGUUACCAGUAAUGAUGGCUCUUUGGAUAUAUUCGCAUGGGAGGAGAGAAGCCCACUGCUAAGGAAGUGUUAUCGACUGCAAAAUAGGAGAUAUCUGCCACCGUCCAGCUUCAUUACCAAAGCACUAUGUGAUGAUGUGAGCAUAAUUGGAGUGAUGACAAAUAGUCCCUCCUCCUGCUAUCUGAUGGCAUAUACCUUGAACUCUUGAACACUGCUCCUGAAAUGUGCUCUUGAAAACUGAGUGUGUUGUGUGUCAUCUUCCUCAAUGAUAAUAAAGGUCUAUU